Messenger RNA from Linepithema humile (Argentine ant), 603 nucleotides. The record is from RefSeq and is a predicted model, not a curated record. NCBI's taxonomy places the organism in Eukaryota, Metazoa, Arthropoda, Insecta, Hymenoptera, Formicidae.
AUGACGACUACCGAGGGUAACAAAUCCAGCGGAUCCGGUCCCCGUAAGUAUCUCUGCAGCGACUGUGGCCGGACAUUCGCCCUGAAAGCGUCAUUGCUGCGGCACAAAGCGCUGGAGUGCAACAAGGGCCGGCAGCCGUACGAACGCCAGAGCCAAGAGACGAACUACGAGAGGAAGAAAACGAGGAAGAAUCACGUAUGCUCCAGAUGCAAUCGCGUUUACGUAUUCUUCACGUCUUUGUGGCGGCACCAGAAGUACGAAUGCGGCGUGGAACCGAAGUUUACCUGUCCUAUUUGUAAAUGCCGGUUUGCUCAGAAGAGAUACGCGUACGGGCUCAAGGACGGAUUUCAGAAUUACUCGCCGGACGCGACGGCGGCGCAUCCGUUGCUGGUGUGUCCGCAAUGCGGACGAACGUACAAGAUGAAGCGCAAUCUGAAGACUCAUAUGAGAUUCGAGUGCGGCGGCCAGCGGAACUUCAAGUGUCACGUCUGCCCGGCCAGUUACACGCAGAACAUCAGUCUGCGUCGGCAUCUGAUGCAGCGGCACAACAUCUACCUGCCGCCGAAGUUCUCGGUACCUAAGCGCAUCUUUGCCAUACCUUAA